AGCCAGUCAGUCAUAUGGAGUCCCCAGUCAAAGUCUUUCCAAAGUCAAUCCUCCUCUCCAACAUAAGAGAGGGCCAGAAAAGAAAAAAAUCCACUUUCCUAUCAAUUAGAGCUGAUUAACAGUGGCUCGGCCAAGCCAAAAUGGCGGAUGGAACCCUAACUCCUCUCUCGAGCUCUUGGCCCAAGCUAAUGGUUAUCUUCUUCUCCCUCGCUUUUCUGGUCUCCUCCUCUGCUUCGGAGAUCAUCUUUGAAGACCGAUUCGACGAUGGUUGGGAGAGCCGCUGGGUAAAAUCAGACUGGAAAAGGAGUGAAGGAAAGGCUGGAUCCUUCAAGCACACUGCUGGAAACUGGGCUGCAGAUCCUGAUGACAAAGGGAUUCAGACAUACCCAGAUGCAAGGCAUUUUGCAAUAUCUGCAAAAAUUCCAGAGUUCAGUAACAAGAAUAGAACACUUGUGCUGCAGUACUCUAUAAAGUUUGAGCAGGAUAUUGAAUGUGGUGGCGGUUACAUCAAGCUCCUUUCUUCUGGUUAUGUCAACCAGAAGAAAUUCAGCGGUGAUACACCAUACAGUUUAAUGUUCGGACCUGAUAUAUGUGGCACCGAUACAAAGAAGCUUCACCUGAUAUAUUCCUACCAGGGACAGAAUUAUCCCAUCAUGAAGGAUGUGGAGUGUGAGACAGAUAAAUUGACACACUUUUACACUUUUGUCCUUAGACCUGAUGCCUCUUAUAGCAUCCUGGUUGAUAGUCGAGAAAGAGAAUCUGGAAGCCUUUAUUCUGACUGGCACAUUCUUCCUCCUCGUAAGAUUAAAGUUGCAAAUGCUAAGAAGCCUGCAGACUGGGAUGACAGGGAAUACAUCAAUGAUCCUGGUGAUGUUAAACCUGAGGGAUAUGAUUUUAUUCCGGCUGAAAUUCGUGACCCGAAUGCUAAAAAGCCUGAUACGUGGGAUGAAGAUGAAGAUGGAAUAUGGAAGCCACCGAAUAUCCCAAAUUCAGCAUACAAGGGUCCAUGGAAGCCAAAGAGAAUCAAAAACCCCAACUAUAUGGGAAAAUGGAAGACUCCAUGGAUUGACAACCCAGAUUUUGAAGAUGAUCCUGAUCUCUAUGUGCUCAAGCCUGUGAAAUAUGUUGCUAUUGAAGUAUGGCAGGUAAAGGCUGGUUCCGUUUUCGACAAUGUUCUUGUAUGCGAUGACCCGGAAUAUGCGAAGCAAGUUGUGGAAGAGCUUUGGACAAAAAAUAAAGAGGCUGAGAAGGAAGCCUUCGAGGAAGCAGAGAAAAUCAGAAGAGCUAAACACACGCAUUUUCGCUCUCUAAGCAUCAUGUGCCAGAAAGGUCCACAUGCAGAAGACAUUAGCAGUGUAAAAAGAGAAAAAGAUGAGCAGAGUGGGAAGGCCUUGGAAGCUUUCAGGAAAGGUUGGGUAGGUCUUCGGUCACCACAAGCUUUGACCUGCUCCAGUUCUCAUAUUUGA
This is a messenger RNA of Phalaenopsis equestris, 1466 nucleotides long. RefSeq names its product calreticulin-3-like. Lineage: Eukaryota; Viridiplantae; Streptophyta; Magnoliopsida; Asparagales; Orchidaceae. The record is from RefSeq and is a predicted model, not a curated record. Gene Ontology annotation, cellular component: endoplasmic reticulum; endoplasmic reticulum membrane. Gene Ontology annotation, biological process: protein folding. Gene Ontology annotation, molecular function: calcium ion binding.